AUGCCCCGUGUUGAAAACAAAGUCCCACGUGACCGCCGGCGCCGCGAGCCCAACAUGGCGUCUCCCAGCGGCUGGCGGCCGCCCGCGGGCGGGCAGGGGGCGGCAGGCGGGGCGGCGGCGGCGGCGGCGGCGCUGGGCGCGGAGGAGGACGCGGAGGGGCUGUACGUGGCGGUGGAGCGCUGCCCGCUCUGCAACACUACGCGCCGCCGCCUCACCUGCGCCAAGUGCGUGCAGGGCGGAGACUUCGUCUUCUUCGACGGCCGCGACUCCGAGAGGUUUUCAGACAAGAGAGAGAGGUUAAUGCAUCUUAAAAACAAACAGAGGGAAUUCCAAAAACAUGUUUUGAAGGCCAUGGCAGGGAAGGAGGUUACUGAUCAGCUGAGGUGGAAAAUAAUGUCUUGCAAGAUGAGGAUUGAGCAGCUGAAACAAACCAUUUGCAAAGAGAAUGAUGAGAUGACAAGAAACACAGAGGGGCUUCUCAGAGUUAAAGAUGAAAACCAGAAGCUUAAUCGCAGGGCUCAGAGGCACCAGGAGAAGAAAGAGAAGAUCCAGAGGCAUAACCGCAGGCUGGGAGACUUGGUGGAAAAAAAGAAUUGUGAUCUGAAAACCCAGCAUGAGCACUUGGCAGAUCUUCGACGGUCUCACAUACUGGAGCUGACCUCCGUCAUUUUUCCCAUUGAAGAAGUGAAGACGGGUAUGAGAGAUCCUGCAGAUGUUUCUUCUGAGAGUGAUAAUGCAAUGACCUCUAGCACUGUGAGCAAGCUUGCAGAAGCCAGGAGAACAACUUAUCUGUCUGGAAGGUGGGUGUGUGACGAUCAAAACGGAGACACCAGCAUCAGCAUCACUGGUCCUUGGAUAACCCUUCCCAAUAAUGGAGACUAUUCAGCAUAUUACAAUUGGGUGGAAGAGAAGAAAACCACGCCAGGACCAGAUAUGGAGCAUAAUAACCCUGCCUACACCAUCAGUGCUGCAUUGUGCUAUGCAACUCAGCUGGUUAACACCUUGUCUCUUAUACUUGAUGUAAACCUUCCUAAGAAAUUGUGUAACAGUGAAUUCUGUGGAGAGAACCUGAGCAGGCGGAAGUUUACCGGGGCAGUGAAGAAGCUGAAUGCUAAUAUCCUUUACCUUUGUUUUUCUCAGCAUGUAAAUUUAGAUCUGUUGCAUCCAUUACACACACUCAGGAACCUCAUGUACUUGGUCAGUCCAGACACUGAAAACCUGGGCAGAUCUGGGCCUUUCGAGGUCAGUGCUGAUCUUGAAGACUCCAUGGAGUUUGUGGACCCCAGUGCUGCUGGUGAGACAGACGAGAGUGGAGAUGAGCAUGUCAGCGACGAAGAGACAGAUCUAGGGACCGACUGGGAAAAUCUGCCAAGCCCACGGUUCUGUGAUAUCCCCUCACAGCCGGUUGAGAUGUUUCAGAGUCAGAGCACGCAGGUGUCCCAGCCCAUCGCUAGCAGCAGUGCUGGUGGCAUGAUCUCUUCUGCUGCGGCCUCUGUGACCUCAUGGUUUAAGGCGUACACUGGGCACCGUUAAUGAGCACGCAGGACGAGUUCGCCAGACUAGUGGAAGGAAUCCCUCCCCCAGCUGACGCUGUAGGAAACCUUUACCUAUUCAGUUAAGUAGUGCCUGGAACAAACAAAAGGUCAAACUUUAAUUUUGUAAACCAGAAGAACCUUUUUAUUUACCCAAGAUGACUGUGACGGUAACAUUUUGUAAAUUUGCCGCAUACGCCCUUCUGACUUGUUCUCCGAAGGCACUUGGUGCCUUGGGCCUGUCUGCAUUGCGGAGUCAUGGAGAAGAGCCCUGCAGCAGAUUCUGGUUUUUUACUUCCUAAAGAAGUGGAUUUGCAAUCCUUGGAGCAGGGCCAAGCAUGGGGGGGAAGAGAGAGCUGCUAAAUAUUCCGGUUGUGCAAAUACGCCCACACAUGAUGAACGUCUGAUUAACUGGCUACCGGGUUGUGUUUGUGCGUGCGAAACCUGGGUCGUAACACAAUGCUGACGACAAAAAUGCAGGCUCCCAGAAUAGGUUGGGGGGGUGUUUUGUUUUAGGGGGUUUUUUUGCUAAUUCAGGACAUGAAAAUUAUGCAUUUCAAUGUGGUUUCUAAUCUUUGUUGCCAUAUUUUUAAUACGGAGAACCAGCAUGGAUGGUAAUUUACAAAACCGCUUGCUUUUUAUUUUAACUUUUGGUUGCAGAUUUACCCAGUUCUCCUGUAGGAAACAGAUACAUUUCAUACUUUUUUUCCCACUAGUAGGUUGUCCAAAAGUUUCACGCUAUGCUGUCCAAAGCACCCAGUCUCUUUUCUAUUAAUAUAUUCAUAUCAUACACCAAAGAAAUACCGGAUAUCCGUUUGCCUAGAGCCACUUUCAGCCAUACAGAAGGGUCACAUUGUUGCAAUAAUCUUCAUCACUUACAAAGGCACCAUAUUUUUAAGGUCAGUGAGUUUCACUUCGAGCUAGUUUAAUGAAGUUGUGUGUUCUUCACACUAUGUGAGUUUAAACUUUUUAUUUUGUGUUUAUGGUGGGCUUUUUUUCUGUUCCUUUUUUUUUUUUUUUUUUAAGGUAGAAAAGUUGAUUAAAUUUCCCCGCAGAAAUGUUAUUAACACGGUCAGGCCGUGUUGUAAAACUACAGGAGGUGUGAUACAGACAGAUGCUUUCACUAACAAGUGCCCUCCCAUUUCCUUCUGUUUCCCAGAUCUGGAUUACUUUACUUAAGGAUGUUUUGCCCAGCCAGGCUUCAGAAAUGGGUGGUUUACAUUUUAUACAGUUGACACUUUAAUUAUUGGGGAAAUAUAUAAGAACAUCCCCUCCCCUGCCAGCAGAUGCUCCCUGCCACUCUUCCCUACAAUCUCUUACGGCAGCACUUCUGUUCCGGAGACUCCUCACGAGAGACGUCCUUGUACAGAUGGGUAGUGGCAGGCUGUGGUGAGCGAAUGUAUGUGUGGCAUUACUUGGAGCUUUUGUGUGUUCUGUCGAUGCUGAGUCUAGGCUUUGCUCGCCUUGCUCUUUCUGUCUUGGUGGAAUCGGUUAAGGGAGCAUUUUUCCUCUAGCCAUAGAAAUGAGAUAUGUGGCAUCCUUGGAUGCCAGUAUGGGUACUACUUCACUGCUCCGUUUUGAGAAUUGCUGGAAAAGGGCAUCCUGCACUGCUGGUCUGCCCCAGAGAUGAGAUGGCUUUGUGUAGGUAAGAUGCUCUUCAACUGGGGGCACCAUUCAUAAGGCCUGCUUACCCUUCCUCUCCCGUAGAUGGCCCUUCUUUCCACUUGACCUCGGACGUGAGGGUGUGGUAAGAAAACUUAGUUAGAAGUCUCCUCUACCCCAUCUCUGACUAGGGGCUUGCUUUCUUUAUAAAACCAAAGACCCUUACAUUUACACUAUUGGAACAUAAGCUGUUAGAUCAGGCAUUUUAUCCUCAGCCAUGUCUGCUUUGUUCAGCCCAAGACUUCAUUUGGGGAAACGGAACAAUGAAGAGAAUGGCCAAGAUUCCUGGUCUGAUGCGGUCUGUAUCAAGGCUGCGCAGUGUCCCUAGACCCUCUGACAGGGCCAGACUCGAACCCUUCCCAAGGGUGGGGGAAGCCAGGAUGUGGCUGCUAUUCAAAUUGAGGCACUUUACUAGUUGCAGCUGAUCAGAUCCUUGGUGUUUAUGAGCAAUCAGCUGAUGCUCCUGAGUACUGUAUACUGGGCCGCUAGUUUCUCACCUCAGAUUCAUUCUGGUCUCCAUUGAAUUUUUUUUUUUUUUUUGCAUUGGACUCUUACUGUGUAGAUGUUUCUAUCACGGUUUCAUUUCAGCCUUUGCGCUUGCAUGAAAACAAUUCUAAUCAAGUAGAAGUCCCAGAAUCCUAGGGCCAGGCCAAGCCAGGCCAGGCCAGACUGAAUGCAUCUGAUCCUGGAUGCAAAGAAGGGCCUGGUCUGGAAUGGGGGAGGCCUUUGGGCAAUCUCGCAUGCUGUAGGGGUAGCCCUUCCUUGUCUGGGAUCCCCUUCGCUGGAGGUUUUCAAGAAGAGGCUGGACAGGCAUCUGCCUGGAAUAGCAAAUCCUGCAUGUGCAGGGGGCUGGACUAGAUCAGCCUUGUCCAACAUACGGCCCGCCAUGCAGCCCUCCAAGUUGUUUUCUGAGGCCUGAGGUGCUGCGACGGGAAACGAAAGUAAACCCUGUACUUUCGUUUUGGGGGGGAGGGGGGUGAUGUGAUACCGCUUCCUGUGAGGUCUUUGAAUAUGGCUCACUGGCCCACUGGGUGAUAAAAAGUUCAUGAUCCGGCCCCACUUUCAAAAAGGUUGGAUACCCCUGGACUAGAUGAACUUGAGGUCACUUCCAACCAACCCUCUGAGUCCUUUGAUUUGUAACAUAUAAUUUAACUGAUAUUUCACCAAAAAAACCCCACUUCAAGCCAUAGAAUUCCAUAAGCAUCAUGUUUUUCAUAUUUUAAAGCAAUUUUUCAACCAUGUAAUUUCACUCCCAGAGUGUACAAAGGUGCCAGUCAGUGGUUCAAAUGAGAUGGGAAACUGUUCUUUCAGUGGAUGCUUUUGUUACAGGGUUUUUCUUUUUUGUUUUUUGUGUGAAUGUUCUGCACGAGUGUAGCUGUGAGAGAAAUCGUGUGUGUCCCAAACUCGAGUGCAAUUUUCUGGAGUCAUUGUACAGAUUGUUUUUGCAGACGGAGUGAGUGGGAGGAGAGCGUGUCCAUGAGCUGUGGAUAUUGUUUGCAGGCGGCCAGCUGAGAGUUUACAAAAUGAUUUGCAGUAGCACGAAUAAAGCUCUGUCCAUUUAGGCUGUGGUUUUCUAAUGUGACCUUUGAUUUUUGGGUGCCCAAUCUAGAACACCGUGAAGGGGUGGACGGAGCUAAGAACCCAUCCUCAGAAAAUUGGGUACCCUUAAAGUGUCUCGAGCCACGCACCCUAGAAUCAUUAGUCAUCUUUAAAAAUAAAACAAAACAGAAAAACCAACAAAAACAAAAAAGAGCCAGGCCUUGUUCUGCAACUUCCAAAAUAGAUGUAACUAUAAACACAUUUUUUUUCUAAAUUUUAUUGUAUUACUGCAAUAAAUCUUUAACAGUAAUUUUC
Messenger RNA from Alligator mississippiensis (American alligator), 5048 nucleotides. It is a transcript of the gene ATG14, whose product is annotated as autophagy related 14. Gene Ontology annotation, biological process: autophagosome assembly; mitophagy; cellular response to starvation. Gene Ontology annotation, cellular component: extrinsic component of omegasome membrane; phosphatidylinositol 3-kinase complex, class III; mitochondria-associated endoplasmic reticulum membrane contact site. The coding region runs from base 1 to 1533 and encodes 510 amino acids. The record is from RefSeq and is a predicted model, not a curated record. NCBI's taxonomy places the organism in Eukaryota, Metazoa, Chordata, Crocodylia, Alligatoridae. The transcript is spliced from 10 exons.